Fonsecaea multimorphosa CBS 102226 is the source of this 1848-nucleotide messenger RNA. RefSeq lists its product as uncharacterized. NCBI's taxonomy places the organism in Eukaryota, Fungi, Ascomycota, Eurotiomycetes, Chaetothyriales, Herpotrichiellaceae. The record is from RefSeq and is a predicted model, not a curated record. Bases 1 to 1848 code for a protein of 615 amino acids. The transcript is spliced from 4 exons.
AUGAGUCAAAGCCGCAAGCCCCCGCCGUUGAUGUUCAUCGUGGGCGACGUCAAGAAUCCCUACAGGACGACCAAGGCCAUCAAGUCGGCAAAGACGUCGCACAUUUCUUCGCGCUACCGAUGCUGGAACAAGGCCAACCACCAGGACCUGGCUCUCGACUCGACCACCAAGGCUAUCUUGACCGGCGGGACCACAUCGACAUCGUCCUCCGGCCUCCAGAGGUCGUCGUCGUCGCCUGCUGAUAACCCGAAGACGCCUUCUGUGGGCAGGGCACCAACCACUGACGACGACGAGACGGAGCAGCAGCAGGAUCACAAGGACGCCAACCAGAUCCUCGAGGCCGAUGCAUCUACAGAUGACGGAGAAAAUGGUGCCCUUCUGCCCGUGGCGGCGACAAAUUGUCUGACAACAACAUCGCAGAAACCGCGUGUAGCCAUUAAGCCCUGGGAACACGACCUUAGAGCCUACGAAGAGUGGACGGCCUCUCCUCUGCGGCUGCUGGGGACUCAAUUCUUCGACAUCUUCACCCCAUCAACAGCCAUCACUUACGACACCGAAAUCAAAGCGAACCUCUACUUUUAUUUCUGGGUCAUCAAACCCUUUGCGACGCAUCUGCUUCAAUCGUGGAAGUGGCUGGACAACCUGUCGCAGAUCCAGGCGUCGCCCUGUCUAACUUAUGCCGUGGCAACAUAUGCUUCCGUCUUUCUCUCGGGCAUGCUCAGAGGGGGCCCGGGCGUAGUGUUGCCACCACCGACCGAAAGGGGCCAGACGUCUCACUGGCCGAUACCGGCAUGGUUGCGCCUCCAUACCCGAUGUCUAGCCGAGCUGAAUGCCUUCCUGAGCGAUCCCAGCCAAGCUGUCGACGAUUCCUGCUAUCAAGCGAUUCUAUUUCUGUACCGGCUGUCGGUGCUGCUGGCGGACGGUGAAAGCGGCAGAAUGCACCUCCAGGCGCUCAAACGCAUGUCCCUACUCCUCGACAUGAAUGAAGCUUCACUGGAAACAGAACUGGCCGUGUCCAAGAUCAACAUCAUUGGCGCAUUCCUCCACAGCCGCUCAAUUGUGGUGGUUCGCAAGGCGCACCGGAGAAAGCAGGAGUGCCGAAAGGAAAUGAUCGAGAUCGACAGGAAGUUCUGGAAGUCUGACCGCGAAUGGUAUUCCCACCGCGCGCAUUUAGCUGGGCGCAUGCUGGCCUGGCGUCCCGAGAGCCCCAGUUCAAGCAUCUUGCCGGAGAGCGCGACGGCGAUUGCGCGAAUGGACCCCGAUAGCCGCAGAUUUUUGGGCGAGUCGGAGCACCUCGAAAUGCAGCGGUGCUAUCAGAUUGCGCUCUUCUUCUGGAUGUACCUGAACUGCAUCAGCUUCAACACCUCUGCCCUCAUCGUUCGCUCGAACCUGCUCGAACUGCAGUACCGCCUCUCGAACAUGGAUCUUCCGACCAUGAGUUCCAUCUGCCACACCACGCUCUUCAACAUCUUAUUGGCGGGCAUGGUUGCGUCUCGAAACCAACCCGAAAGAUGGUGGUUCGUGGAGCAGAUCGUCUGGCUCUACCCGACUAUCCAGCACCUCGACACAGUCUGGCAGCUGUUGGCCGAGUUCUUCGACUCCUUGUCGAUAAACUUCAGGUUCAUCCAGGAGAUAUGGGAAGACAUUGCCGCGGCAAGAAGGACGUUGGUGAAGUCCACUAGCCCCACGGACGGGCAGCUGGUCAACCCAAUCAUGCAUUUCCGGCCGACCUCGUACUCGCCGGAUCUGACAAGACCGCUCCCGGUCCUUGAGCUCGAGGACACAGAGGGUGUUUCGCUCGAGAAGAGCAUCCACAGGUCGCCCGGUCGCGCGUCGGUUGCUUCUUGA